Messenger RNA from Bemisia tabaci, 6502 nucleotides. RefSeq names its product MAP kinase-activated protein kinase 2 (gene MAPk-Ak2). Gene Ontology annotation, molecular function: protein kinase activity; ATP binding. The record is from RefSeq and is a predicted model, not a curated record. Lineage: Eukaryota; Metazoa; Arthropoda; Insecta; Hemiptera; Aleyrodidae. Gene Ontology annotation, biological process: protein phosphorylation.
GGCUGAUACUCCAAUGUUGCACAAUCCACUCAAUCACUGGAAUGUGGCGCUGCUAAUCGCAAAUUUUUGGAGUGUUUCUGCUUUUGUAAAAAUAGAUCGCGAUGCCCAAUCUGGACUAUCUGGAGCAAUUUCAUCAUCACUAAUUUUUAAUCAAAACGUUAUUUACAGACGGAAUAUUUUAUCAGUGUGUGAAUUAGUGUCUUCUAACAAGAGUAAUGUUUGCUUUUUAUCCCAAUCUUCAACUUCUAACUUUCCCUUUAUGAAUUUUGAAAUUUUAUCAAGUCGAAAAGCGUAGAACUUAACCUGUCUGAAAUGGAUGGAUACUUCAACCGAGAAGUCACAGGAACCUACAGAGACAUGAAAGAUUUGGAUGGUCAAGCUCCUAAAACUAAUUUGGUCACAGAUGACUACGAUAUCUCAAACAACGUCCUGGGACUUGGAAUAAAUGGGAAGGUUGUACAGUGUCGGAACAAAAAAUCUGGAAUCACCUACGCGUUGAAGAUUUUGCGAGAUAGUGUAAAAGCACGCAGGGAAGUCGAAAUUCAUUGGAAAGUUAGUAGUUGUCCACAGAUUGUUAGUAUCAUUGAUGUCUAUGAGAAUACAUAUGGUGGCAACAGCUGCCUUCUAGUAAUUAUGGAAUGCAUGGAAGGAGGAGAACUAUUUCAAAGGAUUCAAGACAGAGUUGAUGGAGCCUUCACUGAAAGAGAAGCUGCGCAAGUUAUGCGAGAAAUUUGUAUGGCUGUGAAGUAUCUUCAUGAUAAGAAUAUUGCACAUCGUGAUUUAAAACCAGAAAAUUUAUUAUAUUCCAAGAAAGAUGAAACAGGCGUCUUAAAACUAACAGAUUUUGGAUUUGCAAAAGAAAUUACAUCUGCUCGGGCUUCUUUACAAACACCUUGCUAUACACCUUACUAUGUUGCUCCUGAAGUGCUCGGGCCACAGAAAUAUGAUAAAAGCUGUGAUAUAUGGUCUCUUGGAGUUAUCAUGUACAUUUUAUUGUGUGGAUUCCCACCGUUUUACAGCAAUCAUGGUCAAGCGAUCUCUCCCGGAAUGAAACGGCGAAUACGAACUGGACAGUUUGAUUUCCCGGAUCCAGAGUGGAGUAAAGUCUCUGAUGAUGCCAAAACUCUAAUUCAGAGUAUGUUGUGCGUGGAGCCAGCCCACCGCCUUGAGAUUAAUCAAGUCAUGCGACAUAAGUGGAUCGCACAAUAUACAGAGGUCCCGCAGACACCCUUGUUCACAGGGCAGAUGUUAAAAGAGGGAGAAGACAUCUGGCCGGAGGUUCAAGAAGAAAUGACGCGGUCAUUAGCAACAAUGCGCGUGGAUUACGAUCAAAUUCAGAUCAAAUCUUUGACUGCAUCAAAUAACUCUUUGCUCAACAAACGACGGAAGAAAUUAGGGGAAACAAUCCCUGAAACCUCCACAGAAAUGUAACUAUUAUGCUAGGUAAUCCCUCAGCCUUUAUUUAUCAGUUUGCCUUGUUUUACGGGUCUUACAAUCACUCUAUGUAAAGCUGCUGUUUUGAGAUGUUUGUGAUCACAUCGAGUUUUCACUUCAUCAUGAUCAACUUUUAGCAAGCAAAGACAAAAGUAAGUCCAAAAAAUUGACCAUAAAGAGGAAGUGUAAAUCAUUGCUCGAAAAAAUGAGCCGAUUUUAAUAUCUGUAUCACCGUGGAAAAGAACAAAAUUAAACUAUCCAGGAAUGUUUUUCGUUCCAUUCUCUUCAUUAAGAAGUAUAAAAGUCAUUCGGUUUCUUACUCUUGAAAAUUUGGAUGUAAUGGAGCCCGGAGACUCGGAUCUAUUUUUCCAUCUCAAGAAAAAAAAAAAAAAAUAAUGUUUGGUUGUGCUGUACAAAAGACUCAUUUAAUUGGUGACAGAUUUUUUAGGAAUGAUAAGGUGCUCUACAAUUUUUCAUUUUCAAUCGUCAUUCAAGCACUGUCUGGAAAGUUCCCAAAUAAAUUUCCCCACCUCAGGCAUGAGAAAUAGUUUCAAUGAACUGAACCUUUUGCAACUUAUUCUGAAGAGAGAGUUUUCUGUCAAAUCUCAAAAUCCAAUUUUUCAACCCUCUUCAACAAAAAUGGCUUAACUGAAAAUUUUUCUGCUGUGGAUUGAGGUAUUAGUGAACAAUCACAUUUUACGAAUUCUCCAGCAAUUUUCAGGAAAAACUACUCGUCCUUCGUCAUGUAUUCAUUGCUUGAAGAACAUUGUAUUACUGCAUAGACAUACAUUAAAAUAUUAAACCGUACAAUCCGUAUGUGCAAUGUAAAAACCAAGGCUUCAUGACUAAACAUACAUGCAAUAAUGCUAUCAGUAUUCCUCUUCAUCCAAUAUUGCCAAAGAUUAUUUCACGAUAACAAUAUUUGUCAGUGCUUUGACUUAGGAACUUUUUAGACAAUCCCAUUUUGCCACAAAACAUUUUAAAUGUUCCUUUCCUCCUUUAAAAUGUGAAAAAGCUUAGCAAUCAUAAUUCUACAAACAUUUUAUAAAAAUGUAUGAGUAAGUAGAAAAUAAUCGGUCGGAACUUAGGAAUUGUUGGAAUCAAAAUUAAGUGGCUCAACCUUUUCCUCGGGAAAAGUGAAAGCAACUUUUUAAUGUUAUAGGAACUUUCAGGUAUUUUUCAACUAUCACACUGUCUUCUCUUUCCUCUUUCUAUGCUCAAAUGUUCAGAGGGAGUUAGAAUUCUUGUGUGGACUCUAAGUUUGAGCAGUAAACCUCUUUAAGCAUUAAUAAAUAGUGACCACAUAGUUAAGCACCUUACUUUUGAAGGGACUUUAGUUUUACAUCAGUUAAUACAUUUUUCGUUACUUGCGGACGAUUAUUCUAUUUGAUCACCUACAGACAACAUUUUAAAUUGCUAACCGAAAAAUUCAAAUUAUCUUAGAAAUCUACCCUUUUAUUCUAUUUUUAAUCUUACUCUUUGAUCAGUAAGUACACUAUCAUUCUAUAAGAAUUCUUAUCUCCUAGAUAUUUAUUUUUUCAAAUUUUCUAAAAAUUGAGUUUUUUCUUUUUCUUUUUUUCUAUAAACGCAAAGAAAGAGACAUGAUGGCCUUCUCACUCUGGGAAUAUGUCUUAUUCUUUGAUAGUUUUAUUCAAAAUGAUAUUCUUGUGCCAAACAAUUUUGGUGUUCAACCAGAUUGACUUAACUUUUUUUAUGUGUGUAAGCUCUGAAAUUUUAUCAAAUCCUCCAUCUCCCUUUCUAUCCUUUGAUGACAGGGCAACAAAUACAGUAGUCUGAAUUUUAUUGCAAAAACAGAUUGCGUCUUACACCUUGCAGGUUUUACAGGAAAGUGUUGAAAACUCAUCAAAACUGGACUUUUUAUGAGUUUUUGCUCUACUUAGAGUAGGUUUCCAUCCUUCAAUAAUUACUAAGCAACAAAUUCAGAAGUCUCAAUUUCAUCCUGAAACCAAAAAGCCUCUUACACUCUGCAGACACUAAAAACUGGAAAGAGUCGCUGAAAAUAUAUCACAGCUGAUCUCUACCGGAGUUUUUUCUCUUUGAUAGUUUGUUUGGAGUAACUCUUCCUCAUUUUAAACCAGAACUGCAGAUUGAAAAAUUCCUGUACCCUUUUCAUUAUUAAGUCAAUUUUUGGUCUUUGUAUCCCUUCCUUUCGUAAUUUAAAACUGAUUCAUGAGGUUGCUAAAUUCUUUGAAUGUGUACUUUAUCAGUCAACUUUAACACUUUAAUUUACUUGAAUUUACUGAUUAGCUCAAUCUUUGUUUAUUUUUAAAUUCACUUUGUUCCUAAAUCUUCCGCAUCCUACAACACUGGUAGGACCAGUCAAAAAUGUUCUCAAUUUAUCUUGUCAAUUAUCAAUAGAGUUUCCCAAAAAUACAUAGCUUUCAUUUUAUAACUGUCAUCCACGAAUUAUUAUGUAUCUCUUAUUCUUAAAAUUCAUCACACAUGUGUUUAUUAUUCCUAUUUCAGUUUUAUUUUAGCCAUUAAAUUUAUCUAAUCAUAUCGGAAAGUUGUAUUAUCCUCUCAACGGCUGAAGUAAAAAAAAAAUGUGUGCAUUUGAUAGCAACAAAUCUGCACUCAUACACUAUUUUUUUAUUAUAAUGCCCACCAACGGCUUUUCUUGAUUUUUUCUGUGAGUUCUAUUCACCAUUCAAAAACAUUCCCAGAAAUUUUCACGGAGAAAUUUUGGUUGAUUUUCUUGAAAAAAAACGAAGAAAAAUAGAAAUUAUGAAAUGUUACAAUGGAGAUAAGCAUUUUUUUUACUUCAGCCAUCUAUAUCUUGUGUUUGCACAAUUAUUUUGCAUUCUUUAGCAGGACUGAUGAAAGCAUUCAUUCUGGAUUUUUUUUUUUUUAGUCGUGUUUGUAUUUUAGUCAUAUAUUCGUAAGACAUUACGAAAGUUUCUCCUUUUUGUUUUGUCCAACUUGUACUUUUGCACCCAUAAUGCACUUAUUGGUCUCUCUGACCCUCCUUUUUACAAAAAAUAUGAUUGUACGGUAAACCAUCAGUGGCGUUUGUCUCUAAAAGGAAUUCAAUCAAAAUUAAUUGUUCUUAAAGAUUGUUAGUAGAAUAAGUUGAAAAUCUAUUUUUUAUGUGUAAUCAUUUCAAUGUCUGGAAUGAAGAAAUUAUUUUUAGCUCUACUAAAAUCUGCAACUUUAUAUUUUUAAAAGUCAGGUCAAUAAUCUCUUGGAUCCAUGAAACAUUUUGUCGUGUUCCUCAGCUGUCUCGUAAUUUGAUUACCACUGAUAUUGAUCGUACCCAACAAUUUAAAACUUUUAUUUCUUGAAUUUAAAUUAUCUGUUAAAUUAUAAAACUCCACCGAGAAGUUGGAAGUUUUAAUGACUGAAUCAUUACUAAUUCAGCCUCAAUACAUUGUCUUCGUUGCCUAAUUUACAAUUUUACUUGUCUGACCAAUUCACCAUGCACCUUGUCAUUGACCAUUGCAUUUCCUGGCCAGCAGGCUUUUUAAAGUUUUCAAAGAAUUCAAUUUAAGGAAGAAAACAUCUCCGUCACGCUUUAUUCAUUAAUAACCGCUCUAAGCACUCAAUCAGAUGAAUUCCUUGUUGUCAGUAUUUAAAUAUGUUUAAAUUCUGACUCUGACUUUUGUUUAAUCAGAUGUUUUAGUUUGAGUCAUUAAAAUACUCUACUGUAAGUUGUAUAGUUUUGAUCAUCGUUGAAUAGACUUUUUUAGUUUCGCUCCUCUAAAAACACUCUGGUAGCAACGAGAGAUUUUACAUAUUUUUUUUUUAUUUGGUUUUAAGUAUUUUAACUUCUUAUCAGAGGUUUGCAAAUGUACCGCAGCGAAUUGCUGCAACCAAUUUCAUGCAAAUAUUUAGUGAGAUAAAAAUGUGUCUUUAAGGGUAUGUGCUUUUGUGGUCUUUCUGCCAUAAUCAGUUGAUAUUUCAGGUGAAAUAAUGUUCUUUAAAGUUUUACUCUUUAGACGCAAAUUCUUAGUAGUACCCAUGGAAUAGAUUAUUUUUAGUGCAAUAAUGUUUCUAGGUAGCAAAUGUAUUGCGCAUGUAUUAGUUGUUAUUGGAACAUUUUUAUAUUUUUACAAAUUUUUUAUGAUCAAUAGAAUCAGUCUUGAUGUUAGCUGUUUCAAUUAAACAAAUUUAUGUACCUGGGUUGGGUUUGUAUCUUGCAGGCUAUAUUUAACAACUCGGUAAAUUGGGUUGUGUUCAGCAGAAGAGAACUAGGGCAAUUACAGUGUUUCCAUAAUUAUUCAACUUCCCCUUUGCCUUUAAAAAUACUAAAUGUAAAAACAGUAAUUUUACAUAAUGGUUUUCCUCAAAAAUUGACACUUUUUAGUAGAAAAACAAAAACGAUUUGCUACUCUAGACUUUUUUUCCCCCUUAAAAAUGAAGAUGUACAAUUUUUACACCAAUGGAAUUUCGUUAGUUCCCUUCAGCUGAAUGCUCCCAAAUCAUUAUUAUGUAAUCAGUAUUGGCAGUUAAGUCUAGGGCUGCUCAACUGUUCAACGCUAGCUUGGUCGCCGAGUUUCUCCCUUCAAGAACAUUUUUAAAUGGUUGUCGCAAAAAUUUAAGUUCACCAAUAGAUAUUGUAUUAAAUCAAUCAAAAGUUUGAGAAAACAGUAUUAUAAGUGGUCAGUAUUAAUUCCCUCCACUUUUUUCACCUCUUGCUUCUGUCAUAAUAAUUUUUUAAACCAGCCAUGAUUCUCAGGUUUUCAAAAAAAAUUAUAAUUCUAUCAGCAGUUAGAUAUCCACGCAACUGUUAAAAAUGUUGGCUGAACCUUCAAAGAAGGCUUCUCAAGAAAAGAAUCAUUUAUUUUGAGCGACAAGUUGUAAAAUUUGUAUAAAGACGAAUUUGAACGUCAAUUCAGAUUUUGAUAAUGCUCUUUGCAUCACUAUUCUGACAAAUGAUAGUGUCAGUGCUCAAGUUAUUUAUUUUGAGAUAUGGUUUCAAAAUUUGUAAACAGAACAAAAGUCAAUACUUAAAUUACAUAGUCUGCACCUAUGUUUUGUGAUUUUUAAAUGUGACACUAUGACAUCAUGUCUAUUUUUUAUCAAUAAAGGUCCUCUCUUUUAUGUAUUA